This is a messenger RNA of Dipodomys ordii (Ord's kangaroo rat), 1474 nucleotides long. RefSeq lists its product as uncharacterized. The record is from RefSeq and is a predicted model, not a curated record. The transcript has 12 exons. NCBI's taxonomy places the organism in Eukaryota, Metazoa, Chordata, Mammalia, Rodentia, Heteromyidae. Bases 26 to 1474 code for a protein of 482 amino acids.
GAAGCCCCCGUCCUGGCGUCAUGGCAUGUCCAGGCCCCUGGCUUCCCUCCUCUCAUCUCUUCCGGUGCUGGUGCCCAGUUCCUUGUUUCUCUUCCUGACUAAGUGUGGAUUUAAGACCUCAGGAAUCAGCAGCAGCAAAUCAGCUGUUCUUCCCAAUAGCCAUAGGCCCCAAGGGAUGGUGGUGACCAUGGAGGACUCCAAGGAAGUAGAUGAGGAGGAGCUGAUCUCCGACGGUAGCAGAUAUUCUGGAAAAAGCUUUGGAGUCCGAUCGUCUUUGGGGCUUGGGAAUUUUCCAGCUUUUCUGGGUCAUGGUCAUGUCCCCCAGCUGCUACAGCUCAUUCUCUUUGUUCUACUUGCUGCACUUCUGAUGGCCACCUUCAUUCAAGUCUCUAAGGUCCCUAACUCAGAAGAACUGAAGCAGAGUCAGUCAAAGCAGGAGACGAUUUACCAGGAAUUGACCCGGAUGAAGGCUCAAGUGGACCAUCUAUGCCGGCCCUGCCCCUGGGACUGGAUAUCUUUCCAAGGGCAUUGCUACUUCCUCUCCAAUUCCCAACGGAACUGGCAUGACUCUGUCACCGCUUGCCAGGAAGUGGAGGCCCAACUCGUCAGCAUUGAAAGUGAUGAGGAGCAGAGCUUCCUGCAACAGACUUCUAAGAAGAAAGGCUACACGUGGAUGGGGCUGUCAGACCUGAAUCAGGAAGCCGCGUGGGUCUGGGUGGAUGGCUCACCACUGUCCAACAGACUGAAGAAAUAUUGGAAUAAAGGACAACCCAACAAUAAUGGGGGACAAGACUGUGUGGAAUUUAGAGGCGAAGGCUGGAAUGACUCCAACUGUGACAACAAGAAAUUCUGGAUCUGCAAAAAAUCUUUGAGUCCCUGCUCUCACAAGUGGUGUCUAGGCCGUGGCCACACCCCUCUUGUGCUGAAGCUGCUCUUCUUCAUCUUCUUCUCCGGGCUCCUGCUGGCCAUUCUCGUCCAAGUCUUCAAAGUCCCCAGCGAUCAAGGACAGUCCAAGCAAGAGGAGAUCUACCAGGAGAUGAUUCAACUGAAGGCUGGAGUGGACCGCCUGUGCCGGCCCUGCCCCUGGGACUGGACGUCCUUCCAAGGAAACUGUUACUUCUUCUCCAAGUCCACCCGGAAUUGGACGGAUUCUGUCAUCGCUUGCAAAGAAACAGGGGCCCAACUGGUUGUCAUCAAAAGUCAUGAGGAGCAGAACUUCUUGCAACUGAUCUCCAAGAAUAAAGGCCACACGUGGAUGGGGAUGUCAGACCUGAACACAGAAGCCACAUGGCGCUGGGUGGAUGGUUCACCCCUGUUGCCUGCCUUCAUGAAGUACUGGAACCCGCAGGAGCCCAACAACCUGGGGGAGGAAGACUGUGCGGAGUUUGACGGCAACGGGUGGAAUGAUGACAACUGUGACGUCAACAACUUCUGGAUCUGUAAAAAGCCAGCAGCGUCCUGCCCCAACCAAUGA